UCCGGCGUUUGGGGCGGGAGAAGAAGGCGAGAGUGAGGCCAGGCCCCACCUUUCGGUGGUCCAAGACAAGCAGAUUGCCCCCUUCGAAGGAAGCCCCGCCUUCACUGCUCGGUCGCGCCCCGCCCAGGCCCGCAGCGCGGCUGCAGCGCGAGGGGCGGAGAGGCAGUGCACAGAGGACCAGACGCCCAGGUUGCCCGCAUCUCAGAGCUGCAGUGGACUAAACCGCUCCCCGGCCCUGCUCCGCCGCCUCGUCCGGGCGCCCCAGCUGCUUUCUCGGCCCCAGCGAUCGAGCACCUGUCCUCUGUCUUGGUCUCAGCUGAGCGACCCCUCCUUCGGAGCACACACCAUUCCUGCAGCCUGAGAAGUGCCCCAGCUCUACUUGGCGACCACCAUGGCGGAGACUAACAACGAAUGCAGCAUCAAGGUUCUCUGCCGAUUUCGGCCCCUGAAUCAGGCAGAGAUUCUGCGGGGAGACAAGUUCAUCCCCAUUUUCCAAGGGGACGACAGCGUUGUUAUCGGAGGGAAGCCAUAUGUCUUUGACCGUGUGUUCCCCCCAAACACGACUCAGGAGCAAGUUUAUCAUGCAUGUGCCAUGCAGAUUGUCAAAGAUGUCCUUGCUGGCUACAAUGGCACCAUUUUUGCUUAUGGACAGACAUCCUCAGGGAAAACACAUACUAUGGAGGGAAAGCUACAUGACCCUCAGCUGAUGGGAAUCAUUCCCCGGAUUGCCCGAGACAUCUUCAACCACAUCUACUCCAUGGAUGAGAACCUUGAGUUCCACAUCAAGGUCUCUUAUUUUGAGAUUUACCUGGAUAAAAUUCGUGACCUUCUGGAUGUGACCAAGACAAACCUUUCUGUGCAUGAGGACAAGAACCGGGUCCCAUUUGUCAAGGGUUGUACUGAACGCUUUGUGUCCAGCCCAGAGGAGAUUUUGGAUGUGAUUGAUGAGGGAAAAUCAAAUCGUCAUGUCGCUGUCACCAACAUGAAUGAACACAGCUCUCGAAGCCACAGCAUCUUCCUCAUCAACAUCAAGCAGGAGAACAUGGAGACUGAGCAGAAGCUCAGUGGGAAGUUGUAUCUCGUGGACCUGGCUGGGAGUGAGAAGGUUAGCAAGACUGGAGCAGAGGGAGCUGUGCUGGAUGAGGCAAAGAAUAUCAACAAGUCGCUGUCUGCCCUGGGGAAUGUGAUCUCUGCAUUAGCAGAGGGCACUAAAAGCUACGUUCCAUAUCGUGAUAGCAAAAUGACACGGAUUCUUCAGGACUCUCUGGGAGGAAACUGCCGUACAACUAUGUUCAUCUGUUGCUCACCAUCCAGUUACAAUGAUGCAGAGACCAAGUCUACACUGAUGUUUGGACAGCGGGCAAAGACCAUUAAGAACACUGCCUCAGUAAAUCUGGAGUUGACUGCCGAGCAGUGGAAGAAGAAAUAUGAGAAGGAGAAGGAGAAGACCAAGGCCCAGAAGGAGACAAUUGCAAAGCUGGAGGCUGAGCUGAGCCGCUGGCGCAAUGGAGAGAAUGUGCCUGAGACAGAGCGUCUGGCUGGGGAGGAUGCAGCCCUGGGGGCUGAGCUCUGUGAGGAGACCCCUGUGAAUGACAACUCAUCCAUUGUGGUGCGUAUCGCACCUGAGGAGCGGCAGAAAUAUGAGGAGGAGAUCCGCCGCCUCUAUAAGCAGCUUGAUGACAAGGACGAUGAGAUCAACCAGCAGAGCCAACUCAUCGAGAAACUCAAGCAGCAAAUGCUGGACCAGGAGGAGCUGCUGGUGUCCACUCGAGGAGACAAUGAGAAGGUCCAGCGGGAGCUGAGCCACCUGCAGUCAGAGAAUGAUGCUGCGAAGGAUGAGGUGAAAGAAGUGCUGCAGGCCCUGGAGGAGCUGGCUGUAAACUAUGACCAGAAGUCCCAGGAGGUAGAGGAAAAGAGCCAGCAGAAUCAGCUGCUAGUGGACGAGCUGUCCCAGAAGGUGGCCACCAUGUUGUCCCUGGAGUCUGAAUUGCAGCGACUCCAGGAGGUCAGUGGACACCAGCGAAAACGAAUUGCUGAAGUGCUGAAUGGGCUGAUGAAGGACCUGAGUGAGUUCAGUGUCAUCGUGGGCAACGGGGAGAUUAAGCUGCCGGUGGAGAUCAGUGGGGCCAUCGAGGAAGAGUUCACCGUGGCCAGACUCUACAUCAGCAAAAUCAAGUCGGAGGUCAAAUCUGUAGUCAAGCGGUGUCGGCAGCUAGAGAACCUCCAGGUGGAAUGUCAUCGCAAGAUGGAAGUGACUGGGCGGGAGCUCUCAUCCUGCCAGCUCCUCAUCUCACAGCAUGAGGCUAAGAUCCGCUCACUAACGGAAUACAUGCAGAGUGUGGAGCUGAAGAAGCGACACCUGGAAGAGUCCUAUGACUCCUUGAGUGAUGAAUUGGCCAAGCUCCAGGCUCAGGAAACUGUUAAUGAAGUGGCUUUGAAGGACAAAGAGCCAGACACUCAGGAUGCAGAUGAAGUGAAGAAGGCCUUGGAGCUGCAGAUGGAAAGUCACCGGGAGGCCCAUCACCGACAGCUGGCCCGGCUCAGGGAUGAGAUCAAUGAAAAGCAGAAGACUAUUGAUGAGCUUAAAGACCUGAAUCAGAAGCUCCAGUUAGAGCUGGAGAAACUUCAGGCUGACUAUGAGAAGCUGAAGAAUGAAGAACAUGAGAAGAGCACCAAGCUUCAGGAGCUGACAUUUCUGUACGAGCGACAUGAGCAGUCCAAGCAGGACCUCAAAGGUCUGGAGGAGACAGUUGCCCGGGAACUCCAGACCCUCCACAACCUUCGCAAGCUGUUCGUUCAAGACGUCACGACUCGAGUCAAGAAAAGUGCAGAAAUGGAGCCCGAGGACAGUGGGGGGAUUCAUUCCCAAAAACAGAAAAUUUCCUUUCUUGAGAACAACCUGGAACAACUUACAAAGGUUCACAAACAGCUGGUACGUGACAAUGCAGAUCUGCGUUGUGAGCUUCCUAAAUUGGAAAAACGACUUAGGGCUACGGCUGAGAGAGUUAAGGCCCUGGAGGGUGCACUGAAGGAGGCCAAGGAGGGCGCCAUGAAGGACAAGCGCCGGUACCAGCAGGAGGUAGACCGCAUCAAGGAAGCUGUUCGGUACAAGAGCUCUGGAAAGAGGGGCCAUUCUGCCCAGAUUGCCAAACCUGUGCGGCCUGGCCACUAUCCAGCAUCCUCUCCCACCAACCCCUAUGGCACCCGGAGCCCUGAGUGCAUCAGUUACACCAACAGCCUCUUCCAGAACUAUCAGAAUUUGUACCUGCAGGCCACACCUAGUUCCACCUCAGAUGUGUACUUUGCUAACUCCUGUACCAGCAGUGGAGCCACAUCUUCUGGUGGCCCCUUGGCUUCCUAUCAGAAGGCCAACAUGGACAAUGGAAAUGCCACAGAUAUCAACGACAAUAGGAGUGACCUGCCCUGCGGCUAUGAGGCUGAGGACCAGGCGAAGCUCUUCCCUCUCCACCAAGAGACUGCAGCCAGCUAACCUCCCACACCAAUGGCUAUAUAACCUGCACUUUCAGUUUCUAAGAGGGACUGAGGCCUCUUCUCUCAGCAUGCUGCAAACCUGUGGUCUCUGAUACUAACUCCCCUCCCAACCCCUGUUGUUGGACUGUACUGUUUGAUGUCUUCUCUCACUUACUAUGUAUCUCUUUGUACUCUGUAUCUAUAUAUUGGAAGCUGCUGCUAUGUCUCUCUUCUCUCUGUCCCACUCUCUAAAUAUCUAAUGAUGUAUUUAGCAAUUUCUAAGCAUAGUCUAUCCUCCUUAUUUGGGGCAAUAGGGAGGCGGGGGAAUGUUUUCUUCUUUCUCAUAUACUCGUCUCACACUGAGUGGUGUUAGUCACUGAGCAGAGAACAUAGAGAUGAUAAAAUGAGAAAUGGGAGCUAGAGGGCUGUGAUCCUUUUCUCUCACAAACACAUGUGUGCAUGCACACAUACACACACAUUCACACACUACUCACACAUACACGUACAUAUAAAGCCUUAAGCAGAAGAAUGUCUUAGCAUCCUAAGACGUCAGAGAAAUAGGCUCUUCCUCCCUUCUCUUUUAUGGAUAGCACAGGGGAGGGUAAAAUGGAAGGGCUGCUAAAUUCUACAUAUAAUUUUCUUAAUAUUGCCCUCACCUAAAUUAAGAGAUUCCAGAUGUUUACCUCUGUCCUACAAAGUCUGCCUUUUGCCUCCCUCUAUUUUUCCCAAAUGGAGACCAUGGCUUGCCAAGGAACCUUUCCUAUACUUGUCCAAACCCCUUUUGAUACUCUCUACCCCUGAUGACCAUAACUCAAAGUUAAAAAUAUUCUCAAAAAUUGAGGAGGCGAGCUGGGGUUAUGGCUCAGUGGUAGAGUGCUUGCCUAGCACGUGCAAGGCCCUGGGUUCGAUCCUCAGUACCAUGUAAAAAUAAAUAAAAUAAAGGUAUUGUGUCCAUCUACAACUAAAAAACAAAUAUUUUUUAAAAAAUUGAGGAGGCAGAUCCCUUCCCCACAGUCUGUCAAAUAGCUGCUCAUCUUUCUGUGGUGAUAGUUAUGGGCAAGUAUAGUCAGAAUGACUGAUUCCUUGGGUUUGAGGAUUGAACAGGGUGGAAAACUGCUAAGUGAUUUGCAUCACAGUGUCCUCAGGUUGAAGCGAUGAGCUGGAUUCCUUUUUCCCAUAUUGGGCUACAAGUUCUUCCCAUCUCUACCUUUUGGUUUGGGGGCUUCCAGUUCAUUGGCAAAAUAGCUGUUUCAGAUGCCUUCAUUUCAAACUGGAGCCUGGCUUUCCUCCAGUAUAAGUUGUUCCCCACAAAGAGUUCCUUCUAUAAUGUCCCUAUGUGGUAUAAAGUGCACUUUAGGGAAAGGGGCAGGGCAGAUUUUCCAGAGGUGGCAGAGCCUGGGGGCUUGACCCAGGGCUCUUCCCCCAGCCAUUCUGAGCCCAUGUGCCCCCUCUCCCACAGUUAAGAAGAUGGUUGCUUGAGUUCCAGAUUAUACUUUCCUUCCACAUGGUGCUAAGGUAUUUUUUCAGGUAACUUUUGGGAUGAAGGUCACUAGUCAGCCCAAACCAAGAAGUGAAGUCUGGAGUCCAGAUAAUUUUACCUUUUUAUGGAUGGAAGAUAGGAACCUUCAGCAUCAGGGAUGC
Marmota monax (woodchuck) is the source of this 5112-nucleotide messenger RNA. RefSeq names its product kinesin family member 5A (gene Kif5a). The coding region runs from base 392 to 3490 and encodes 1032 amino acids. NCBI's taxonomy places the organism in Eukaryota, Metazoa, Chordata, Mammalia, Rodentia, Sciuridae. Gene Ontology annotation, molecular function: microtubule motor activity; microtubule binding; ATP binding. The record is from RefSeq and is a predicted model, not a curated record. Gene Ontology annotation, biological process: microtubule-based movement. The transcript is spliced from 29 exons.